CGGCUGUAGUGACGACUGCGCCUUUGUCGGACCCAGGUUGAGGGACGGCUGAUGUGUAUCCACCAUGGACUCGCUCAUAUUUAGAUUCGUGUUUAGCCUAGGUUCGCGUUUGUUCAUUUGUUCGCGCAACUGCGUCUGAAGGGCUUGUUUGGCAGCGGGAGGAGCCACAUAACGGUUAAUGGAGGUUGUCCCCAUGUGCCAGGCCUCGAUUGAUCCCCUGGCAAUGCGGUCGUUUCCUCGGCCCAGAUUUUCGGCCUUCUGGAAGGCGAACGUGUGUCCGGAAUCGGUGCAGUGUUCUACCACCAAAGACAAAGCGUCCAUUCGCCUUAUUGCCCUCAUAUGUUCUCCAACACGGGUCUGUAGUCGUUUUCCGGUCUCCACAAUGUAGUUGACUUCGCAGGAGUUACACUGAAUCCCGCAGAUGACGUUCGUGGUUUCAUCUCGUGGCAGAGGGGCCUUAGGUCUCAUGACCAGAUGUCGAAUUGUUGACUCCGGUUGGUGGGCGAUGCCGAUCCCCAGCGGUCUUAAGAGACGGGAGUCCGCCUCAGAAACGCAGUCGAUGUAUGGAAGCGCCCACCAUAUUUUUGGCUGUUCUGUCACCAAACGUCAGCUUGGUCCGGCCUGUUUGUCGUGUUAGAUGAAAUUGCGAGGAUACCCCUUAGCCAUGAAGAGGCGCUGGAGGUAGCGUGGUUCUGACCUUCUGUCGUCCGGCUCGCUGCAGUGUGUUUCUGUCAUUCUGUAGAGUGUUCGCACACAACUGCGUAACGGAUGCUUACCGCGGUAGCUCAGGAUUUGGCGUGUGGUCGUGACCUUCCUAUAUGCCGUCGUUUAUAGGUGCCCAUUGGGUUUUCGAUGGACGAGAACGUCCAGGAAAAGCAGUUAUUGUUGAUUUCCGCUUCCAUUGUGAACUGGAUGUCAGGGAGAACAGAGUUCAGGACAUCAUGGGAUUCUUGGACUCGAUGUAUCGAUGAUACCUUCGUUAUCAUUAAGCGGGACAUAAUCCAAGGCCCGGGAAGUACGGUAUAAUACGUUUGCCAUGCACACUUCAUACUACUUGUGGUACUAUUUGUUUGUAGAAUGGGCAUUACGUGGUUAUUCCGCGGUAGUUGAUUGUCUUCGACUCGAAUGUCCAUUAAAAUCUCGGGUCUGACUCUAAAAGGUCAUGUCCCGGAGACUUAACCCCAUGUCCUGCACUGAAUAAUUUCUGAAUUUAUUCGCUUGAUAUAUAUUAGCAGCGAGGACUCUGUCUCAACCCGUAUACAUGAGCAUCAGUUAGCGGUGAAGAGACUUGACCAUCUAUCCCAGGUGGCCAUGCACACACUAGACACUGGGCAUAAAUUCGCAUGAGAGAACACUCGCAUUGUUGGCGCCUGCCAAACAAGAAGAGGCCGCGAAUUCCUGGAGGCAAUGCACUCAGAUGAGGCAUGCAUCAACCGGCAUAUCGAUUUAAAUGCCACAUACAAAAUCGUUAAGGAUAGAUUCAAACUGAGUCAGCCAAUCCCGAGAUGACAAUCUUAACCAAUCAUGGACUCCUUUUGCUAGACUCAGUCUGAAAGUUAAUUGUUUUUGCACACCCGUUGUCUGAAGACGAGCUGGGGAACCAGUCUCGAAAAUUCACAAUACAAUUUUGCUGUUUCCCAAAGAACUUCACCUUUCUUAAUAUAUUGUUAUAUAUAUAUAUUGUUAUACAUGAGCGCCCACCGAUCAGGUUACGGAACAUGCUUGUCCCGUUGUGCCUUGGGGCUCAUACUAGCACCCUCGCAGGCAGUACAUACAUAGUGGAAGAGGCGCGUGCACCAAUCGCAUUACGGAACUUACCUGUUCCGCUGUGUCUUGGGGCUCAUCUAGCUGUAUUACGCUCCGCCGUGCGGCCGCUGGCGGGGCUCGAGAGAGAGCCCCAAGACAGAACGGGACCAGUGAAUUUCGUAACGCGAUCGGUGAGCGUCCCUCUGCCAUUACGCACUUUUGUAAGCCAAUUUAUUCCCAAGUAAAUCCAGCUUUCCUAUUUCCUCGUUACAGGUAGCACCCCAGAUUGCGCACUUAGGCAGUAUACCGGUGCCUAUGUAGAAUCCCUUUGCACUUUUCGCCUCUCUUGUAAUGGGCUGAACCUUCCUUUAAAAUCGAUCUCCACGUUUUCAUUGGCAGCCUGCCUUGUCGUCGAGCGCCUCAAUGAGUACCAACACACUCCACCCCGGCACUGUUUAAGACUCCCAAUUAGUGAUGAUAUUGUUGGUAACAAGAGCCUAUACUUUGACAGUCUUAUCGUUAUAUGUCGAUUUUCGUUUCGAUGAGGAGGAGAGGGGGAGUUGGGUAUCAAAGUACAUCUUAGUUUUCUGGUUUUUAUGGUACCACUUUUGCUACUUUUCCUCCCAGACAUCUCACAGAGUGGUCAUCGGACUUUAGUGUGGCUUCCCUCACCCUGCCCUGGGAGACCUGUGCAAACCUCUAUUCCUGCCUGUCUCAAGUGACCCGUCGCCUUCCGCCAAGCGCGCGUUUAGGAACGGAUGCUAUGCUGGGCUUCACGGUAACCCAUGUCAUGCUUACUGCUGUCAAUUUUCCCGUUUUUUGUAUUUCUGGAGAAGGGUGCCAUUGAUCUACUUCCGGAUUCAGCAAUCGCGACAGGCCUUUCAGUCAGUCAUCUCUCUUCGAAUUUCCAAUGUUUCUUUGUGUUCUCGUUAGUAAAGGCUACACGGAUGAGUAUAAUAUAUCAGCAGCUCUUGCGGCAGACACCUAGAAAGCCAUCUCGUUUCAGAAAGGACCUCAUACACGGAGGUAUUUCAAUGCUAGAAACUAUUGAAUGUGAUGUACCUUAAUGCUUAAUCGACUGGGCCACGCGACUUGUUGGCAAUAAAACCUUGGCGUUAUAGCUGUUAGUCGCCCCCUAGAUCGCGUGCCUGUAUCUGAGCCCUCGGCAUCACGUGACCACGGGUUUUUUCAAUCGGGCUACCUUUCCGUCUUACGCCACUAGUCCCAUGGGAACUCCCGUUUACUUGAUUGCUUGUUACUGCAUCUGUCACUACCGUCUUAACCAGCUGUGCAUUGCAAACCAACCCCGGGAGUAAUCGUCUUCUAUUGCAGUCGGGCGGCAGCAGAUUUCCCAGUGAAGUUGUGCCAGUUAGCAUUUAGACAGUAGACCGGGGGUAAGAAGUGCGCUCGAGAACAGCUUUCACCACCCAAACGCAUGUUUUUAAUCGGCCACCGUGCGCCCUCGAGAUGAAAUGUCACCUUGGACGGUUACGCAUUUACAUCUGGCAACACAUUUCGGCCGGCGACUAAUGCGAUGCAGAUGUCCAGGUGCGCUUGGCAGCCGGUGAGACGUACUCAAUGAACGCGGCUGGACGCGCCGCGGUGACCGAUCACUUCUGAGUGCAAAUUUAUUUUUUAUGCCCCAUUUGAAGAUUAUCUCAGUAUAGGCUUCGUACACUCGGAGUAUUUUAAGUGAUCCUACAGGUUUCAGAGGGUUCGAUGGGGUCAAACGUAAGUUGCACACCUGUAUGUCCUGAGUUCCAGUUUCUCUCCAGUUUUCCCGUUUGGCGAUGCUUCUCAAUACGGAGCAGUCUCCGACCAAUCGGUUUAUUUUAUUCUCUUCGCCAAUUGCAAAACCGAGUGCUAAAAGUCCACGAACCACCCCUAGACCUUGACAAACUGUUGUUCCGUGUUUCGACUGACUCCUUCCAAGCCACAUCCAAUGAUCCGAGGGCCUUAGAUUCACGACCGGAGGACUGAGUCUCUCGGGGAAGUGACUGAAAAUGUGCUAAACACAUCCAGACGCUAUUUGACUAUCUCGUUUCAUUCAAGAUGGGAUUUACUUGGAGAAUUUGUCUCAGCUGUUUUUCUAAAAAAACCUUUAGUUUCCGCUUGUCUUCCAGGUACAGAGUCCGGAUUUUACGUCCAACCACAUAUACGCCUAGCACGUUCUGUAUGUUUAUCAGGUGACCUCUUGGGCACCCUCAAAUGUCAACAGAAAGCUUGUGGUGUGUACUCGGGCAAUAACAGUCGUCCCCUAUGCUGUCCAGUCGACAGUCUCUUGGUCCUAUUAUGCUUAGAAUUGUCCCUUCAGGUUGAUAACACUAAUCACAAGGGGUUACAUGUCCAAAUCGAGGCAACAUUUCGAAAAAAUUUAAUUUUUUCCCCUCUUCGGGCGAAUUCUCUUGGCAUGUAUAUUCACGCACGAAACAGAUGUGUCCCCACGCAGCCUUAUAUAGAAGACAGGAAGGCUAUCGCUUGGACCAAUUGUUUAUUUUUUCGACGUUUCGAACUCUCACAUGAGCCCAUCCCUCUCUUGGGGAUGUGAUAAAUUGUACAGUCUUUCAUUCCGCGACAAUGGGCUCCUGUGGUAAUCCGAAACGUCGGAUAAAUAAACAAUUGGUCCCAGGAAUCACCUUCCCAUCUUCUUCUACUCAAUUAUCCGGGCCACGCGUAUUCUCUAUCUUUCGGAAUAGUCUUGUGUUUACUCCUAUUUCUGACUUUUAGGUAGGAGGCAUUCCUCUCUCCGAAUGA
Messenger RNA from Spirometra erinaceieuropaei, 4500 nucleotides. The record is from the annotation of a GenBank genome assembly. Lineage: Eukaryota; Metazoa; Platyhelminthes; Cestoda; Diphyllobothriidea; Diphyllobothriidae.